AUGGCCGACGCGCGCAUUGCGUCGUUGCGCGACGUACUUGCAUCACGCGGGCACACAAGAAGCGAGCAACCUGAUGACGACGUGAUGAGUGCGAUGCUUGAUAUAGAGGGCGAUAUUGACGCUGCUGCGCGAUCAAUCGACGAUGCACAGGCUGCCGAGCGCCGAAGGUUGGAGGAUGCGCCGCAGCGCCAGCGUGCGGUCUCGCCACUGCGCGUGCCACCUGUGUCGCGUGCGCAAACGCUUUCCGGGAUAUGGGGAUCGGGGUGGCUAGCGACAUUGUGGCGCUGGGUUUCGAUGCCAUUCUCCGUGCUGCAUUUCCUUGCCAUGAUUGUGCUGCGCUCCGUGGGACUUACAAGCCGGGCGCCCAACGGCCGGGAUACAAUUGAACUCUCUCGCUUCAACGAAGAUCCACGCGAGGCUGCGCGUCGCUGGAUUUUGGAAUUGGAGCGCGAUACAGGAGGGACCAGCGUUCCCGACGAGUCGGCGCAGAUGCGCAUUGCACUGCCAAAUUUCUUUGCAGGAAGCUACUCGGAUGCGCUGCGCGAAGCAAAACAGCAGAUCCAGAUUUUGGUUGUUGUUUUGACGAGCACGACGCAUACGGACGCUGCUUAUUUCCGAACAGAAGUCCUCACCGAUGCGGCGCUGGUCGCCCAGCUGCGCAAUGAAGAGUUUUGUGUGUGGGGUGGCGACGUACAAGCGCGCGAAGCAUUUCAAGUUUCGCGUUUGCUGGAGGCUAGCACGUACCCAUUUAUUGCAUUUAUUGCACUACAACCGCGUCGCUCUCGGUCGCGUGGCGGCGCACUUGUAGCGCACCCCGCGGUCCUCUCGCGCAUGGAAGGUUCCCCGCGCACAAACCUGGGCGCCAUGUCGAUUCUUGCGCAUAUCCAAGACAUUGUGCUUCCUCGCACGCGCACAUACCUUGGCAGCCUGCGCAGCGAGCGGCAGCACCGCGAAAUGGAGCGCGAGCUGAAAGCUGCUCAAGAUCGCGCAUAUGCGGAAGCAAGUAAGCGGGAUCAUGAGCGUGUGCUCAAACGGCGCGCGGAAGAAGAGCAGCGCGCCGCUCACGAACAGUCAAAACUUUCCUCCGAGGCUGCUGCGCGUGCGCAGCAGGAAAAAGCGAUGCAAUGGCGCUGCUGGGCGCGCACAAACCUUGUGCCACUGGAGCCAGGUGCAAAUGUGGCGCCGCAGCUGCGUGUCGCUGUGCAUACACCCGACGGGCAGAAUCUGCAGCGCAGGUUCAGUCCUACCGAUACACUGGAGCAAGUGUAUGCGUACGUCGAUACUGCCGACGUUGCUGGCGAUCAUACCGGCGAGACGAAGGCACCGCAGGAUUAUGUGCAUAGGUACGCGUUUGAUCUCGUGCAAACAUAUCCACGACGCGUGCUCGACAAGACGAAUUUGCAGUGUGCUCUCCAGGACGUGCAUGGAUUUGGACCGAGUGCGAAUCUUGUUGUAGAGGGGAUGCACGAUAGCGCCGCCGCAGAUCUCGAUAGUAGCGAUGAAGAGUGA
Molecule: messenger RNA, 1509 nt
Organism: Malassezia vespertilionis
Lineage: Eukaryota; Fungi; Basidiomycota; Malasseziomycetes; Malasseziales; Malasseziaceae
Gene: ucp10
Product: UBX domain-containing protein 10
Exons: 1
Coding region: 1-1509 (502 amino acids)
Cellular component (GO): endoplasmic reticulum
Molecular function (GO): ubiquitin binding
Source: RefSeq, a predicted model, not a curated record